Malania oleifera is the source of this 1838-nucleotide messenger RNA. RefSeq names its product 2,3-bisphosphoglycerate-dependent phosphoglycerate mutase 1-like. Gene Ontology annotation, biological process: glycolytic process. Gene Ontology annotation, molecular function: intramolecular phosphotransferase activity. Bases 303 to 1337 code for a protein of 344 amino acids. Lineage: Eukaryota; Viridiplantae; Streptophyta; Magnoliopsida; Santalales; Ximeniaceae. The record is from RefSeq and is a predicted model, not a curated record. The transcript is spliced from 8 exons.
GCCUGUCCUGCCUCCUGUUCCUUCCACGAGGCCUCACCAGUCACAUCGUCACGUUUUUGACGCACUCAACAUUUGGACACGGCGGUGUCUUCGACGAUUUUCUCCGGGUUCGUGUUCUUCAUGAAAUGGACAUGUAAAUAUUUGUUUUUGUAUCCGAGUGCAUCCCAUCAGCAUCAUAAACAUCGUCAUCUCCCUCAAACCUUCUCGCAGUAAUCCCGCUCAAUUUCUGCAUUUCUCUCUCUCGCCCUUCGGUUUCAUCGAACCUUGCUUUCCCAAAAACAAAGGUAUCUUGGAUUUUCAGAAUGGCUGCUAUAGCAUUUCACCAAGCUAUUGGGACUCUUCAUUCCCACGGAUAUCUAAACUACUGUAGCUUCAAUCAAGAGCAUGGGCAUGUUUCAGUGAGAUUGAUCCCAAGGAGUUUUAAAAUUGACAAUGGACUGUCAAGAAGAAGUUAUUGCCCCACUGAAAGAGGUUUUGGUUUGAUUCAAGCCUCAGCUGCUCAUACUUCUGUGUUUGAUCCAGUUGCAUCGCCAACAAAUAAGGGCACUGAUGAUUCCCAUAAGAAAGCAAAUGAAGCAGCUUUGAUCCUGAUUCGGCAUGGUGAGUCUCUGUGGAAUGAAAAGAACCUAUUCACAGGUUGUGUUGAUGUGCCAUUGAGCAAGAAGGGUGUUGAGGAGGCAAUUGAGGCUGGCAAGAGAAUCAGCAACAUACCAGUUGACAUGAUCUAUACAUCUGCUCUGAUUCGUGCACAGAUGACUGCUAUGCUUGCCAUGACCCAGCACCGUCGCAGGAAGGUGCCAAUCAUCAUGCACAAUGAGAAUGAACGAGCAAAUGCAUGGAGUCAAAUUUAUAGCAAAGACACGAAAAAGCAAUCAAUUCCUGUUAUAGCUGCCUGGCAAUUGAAUGAAAGAAUGUAUGGUGAACUGCAGGGUCUCAAUAAGCAGGAAACGGCAGAAAGAUAUGGGAAGGAACAAGUCCAUGAGUGGCGUAGGAGUUAUGAUAUACCACCACCCAAUGGCGAGAGUUUGGAAAUGUGUGCUCAGAGAGCUGUUGCUUAUUUCAAAGAUCAUAUUGUACCACAACUUUUGUCUGGAAAGAAUGUGAUGAUUGCUGCGCAUGGGAAUUCAUUGAGAUCCAUUAUUAUGUAUCUUGACAAAUUAACUUCCCAGGAGGUUAUUAGCUUAGAACUAUCAACUGGCAUACCUAUGCUUUACAUAUUUAAAGAGGGAAAGUUCAUAAGGAGGGGAAGUCCAGUGGGACCCACUGAGGCUGGUGUUUAUGCCUAUACUAGGGGGCCUAGUGUCCAUUUAUUACAAUCUUCGACCCUGUUUGUUUAAGUUGAGGGGCAACCGAAGCACACUUCUGCAAAUGCAAGCUACUUGAAACGCAUGGAUGCUUUAUGGACCUUCAGGAAGCUGGUUACUGCGUCCUGGUUCACUCAAGCUUAGUUCAAGUGCGCUUAGUUCAAGUGCUUGAUCCCUGUUUCUUUUUAUUGUUAUUAUUAUAUUUUGGUUUCAAUUGUCAGGUCUUGUGUCCGUGGCCGGUCAGAUGCAUGAGGCGUGAGAAGUUGAAUUUUGUGAUAUAAGGGAGUCAAGAAUGUAUUUUUGUGGACAUUUUCAAAUUUGCAGUAUUAUUGGUGAAUUGAUCAACACGUCCGUUGUGCAUUAUUUGAUAUGGAAGAGGCAGAGUGUUAGGGGUUGAUAGGAUGACCUCGGUUAAAUAGGGAGGCGAGAUGUCUUCACUUGCUCUCGCCAGAGAUUUUUAUACUGGAUGUUGAAUUACUCGGAUGAUGGCUUGUGUGAUUGUCUUGGUGAUUGAAUAUAACAACUAGUUCUACA